Molecule: messenger RNA, 4588 nt
Organism: Calliphora vicina (urban bluebottle blowfly)
Lineage: Eukaryota; Metazoa; Arthropoda; Insecta; Diptera; Calliphoridae
Gene: spn-E
Product: spindle E
Exons: 18
Coding region: 16-4386 (1456 amino acids)
Cellular component (GO): intracellular anatomical structure
Molecular function (GO): ATP binding; RNA binding; helicase activity
Source: RefSeq, a predicted model, not a curated record
UCAAAGUUAUCAAAUAUGGAUGACAUAAAUGAUUUCUUUGAUUUUUCUAAAAACUUUGAAAGAAAAACGGUACCUCGCGGUUGUGUCUCUGGAACGGUAGCUACUACUGCCUACACAACGGAGGACUCAAAGCAGACUAUGAGACGUGAACAUGUGGGUAAGGAAUACUCAGUAGGUGUAGCAGAAGCCGAACGAUUAAAAUUGGAACAGUUGGAUUUGAAUGGCGACAAUGACCUUUCCCGUUAUGGAGCUUCUUGCAGUGUUGUGGCUUCCUCCUGCAUGGAUGAUUUAGAAAGUUUGUCCGAUUCUGAUGAUCAAGGUGAUCAUCCAAAUAGACCAAAUCGUGUGGAUGACGGGAUUUAUGAUCGUUAUCCCUUCGAUUUGAGACGUGAUGCAAAUUUGCCAAUACAUGAUAAAAGAGAGGAAAUUGUUAACACCAUAAGAGCUAAUCCGGUGGUUGUCAUUGAAGGUGACACUGGUUGUGGUAAGACAACACAGGUCCCCCAAUACAUUAUAGAUGAUGCUUGUACUCGUCGUGAGUAUUGUAAAAUUAUUUGCACCCAACCACGUCGUAUUGCUGCCAUAUCAAUAGCUCGUCGGGUUUCUCAAGAACGUAAAUGGCCAGAGGGUUCUUUAGUUGGUUACCAGGUUGGCUUACAUGCUAAUAUAAGUGAAGAUACUAGACUUGUGUACUGUACCACUGGUGUGCUAUUGCAAAAAUUAAUACAUGAAAAAUCUUUGAGCAGUUUUACGCAUAUUAUACUGGAUGAGGUGCAUGAAAGAGAUCAAGAAAUGGAUUUUUUGUUAAUUGUUAUUAGACGUUUCCUGACCACCAACUCAAAACGCUGCAAGAUAAUAUUAAUGUCGGCCACAAUAAAUUCUUUAGCAUUCGCCAAUUAUUUCAAAAUAAAACGUGAACGAGCUCCCAUUUUAAAGGCCGAUUCUAGACGUUUAUUUCAAGUAAAAGAUUUCUAUUUAGAUGAUUUGGGACGUAUUAAUAAUUCGAGUGCUGAAAUUGAUAUUACUGAACCGGGUAUUUCGGCGGAAAUGUAUAGACUAGUUCUCAAACUAAUUAUAGUCAUUGAUAAUAUUGAAAAACAAGAGGUGGCUUUAAGCUUAAAUGCUCAAUCAAGCUCGACUAAUAGCACUUCGAUUUUAAUAUUUUUACCCGGCAUCAAUGAAAUAGAACACAUGUGUAAAAUAUUGGAAUUACUCAAUAAUUCGGAAGAAAAUACCCCCAAAUUAAGUCCCAUACGUUUACAUUCCUUAAUAUCGCCUGAUGAACAAAACAAAAUAUUCCACCAGGCCCCCAUGGGCUAUCGCAAAGUUAUAUUGGCCACCAAUAUAGCAGAAAGUUCUAUUACUGUGCCCGAUGUUAAAUAUGUUAUUGACUUUUGUUUAACCAAAGCUUUGGUUACCGAUACUGCCUCAAAUUUUACUUCUUUGCAACUACAAUGGGCCUCCAAGGCCAACUGUAAACAGAGAGCCGGUCGUGCUGGUCGUCUUAUGAAUGGCCGUGUUUACCGUCUAGUGCCCAGAUAUUAUUAUGAUAACUAUAUGGAUGAAUUUAGCAUUCCCGAAAUGUUACGCUGUCCUCUAGAGAAUGUGGUCUUAAAGGCCAAACUUCUAGACAUGGGCCCACCACCCGAUAUUCUAGGUCUGGCCAUGAGUCCUCCUAAUUUAAGUGAUAUACACAAUACUAUUUUAACACUUAAGGAAGUGGGUGCUUUAUAUACCACCGUAAAUGGUGUUUAUUCAGUGCAGGAUGGUGAUAUAAGCUAUAUGGGUCGUAUUAUGGCCUCUUUACCACUGAAUAUACGCUUAUGCCGUUUAAUUGUUUUGGGUUAUAUAUUUAGCGUAUUGGAAGAUGCCAUUAUAAUAGCUGCUGGUUUAAGUGUCCGCUCCGUAUUUCGUUAUGAAGGUGCAACGCCUCAAAGUGAUUGUAGUGGUUAUAUACAGAAGUUAGUGUAUGCUGAUGGUUCCGGUUCCGAUUUAUUUGCAAUUUUAAAAUCGUACAAGGUUUGGAAAACAUUGCGUGAACAAAACAGCUUGCGCGAGGAUGAGGCUGAAAUUAAAUGGGCUCAACGUUUUUACAUAAAUUUACGUUCGAUCAAAGAGAUGCAUUUGUUGGUACAAGAACUCAAAGAGCGAUUAGCCAGUAUGAAUUUCAAAGAGCAAACCACCUAUCAGCGUGUACACUGGAUGGAUCGCGAAAAAACAAUUAUAUUGAAAAUUAUAAUUGCAGGCGCCUUCUAUCCCAAUUACUUCACGCGUACCUCACUAAAUGAUACCGAGCGAGAUCGUAACAUGUAUCAAGCCCUCAAUGGCAACGAUCCCUGUCGCACGGUGUUUUUCACAAAUUUCAAUAAUAAACAUGUGGGUGAACUAUAUACUCGUGCUAUAAAAGAUAUUUUCAGAGAUGUUCGCAUACCAGCCAAAGAUAUUGAGGUACGUUUUCAGCCGGGAUCGGAAAAAGUGUUUGUGACAUUUAAAAAGAAAUUGGAUGAGGAGUAUAGCGAUAGUACUAAUCGUUUAAUAGUGCCGGGAAAAGUGAGCGUUGAGAUUUAUAAGGCCAUAAGAAUGCGUAUGUCUAAAAUGAAAACGAUUAUAAAUGUUAUGGAUGUAAAUAUGGGCAUAAAAUAUGCCGAAGAAAUAGGCUUGGUACGCGUGAAAGAUGGUGAAUGGCAGCUGGUGCAAGAGUCUUUAAAACAUAUCGAUUUGAUUGUUUUACCUUCAGUGUUUCAAAAGAAAUUAAGAGGCCAAAUAACUCAUAUUGACCAUUGUAGUAAAUUCUUUUUCUUGCCCUCAUCUGAGACUGAACGUUUACGUGACAUACAUGAUGCUCUCAAUGAUCCAAGAGAAUUGAAAGCUGGUGUCUUUGAUAGCCCCGCUUCUGUAUCCAAAGGCAUGAUUUUGUCCGCACCACUUGAUGAUAAAUAUAGACGUGCCAAAGUUCUAAAAGUUAUUUCGAAUGCUCGCACCUUACAAUUUCAAGUAUUUUUCAUUGAUAACGGCAUUAUUGGCACUAUUGACUUUGAAGAGUUGCGUUGUUUUUCCCCCAAACUAUCCUCUUUAGCCGAAAUACCACCACGUAUUUUUGAAUGCCGUCUUGCCAUGGUCCAGCCAUCUACAGUGCAUUCGCCCAAUGGCAAAUGGUCGGAUGAUGCCAAUGAAUUGUUGCAGAAGUGUGCCAAUGCGGGUACUGUUGAGUUGGAAAUAUUCUCGGUUGUAGAUGCCGUGGCCAAUGUUAUUAUUAAACUUGAUCAUACGACAUUCAAUGAUAUUUUGGUUGAAAAACAAUACGGUCGAAAAUGUGAUGAGAAUUAUUUGUCGAAGACCGAUUACGAUGUCCGUUUACGCAAACAAUCUUCAAGCAGUCGCUACCUCGACGAGGAUCAUAUGCGACAAAAUGAAGAAUACUUACGUUCCAAUCAAUUGAGCUGUGAUUUUGACAUUGCACCGCCACCAAAACAACUUUGUCAUAAACUCAUAAAAUUACGUGGUCCCUAUUCACCAUUGGAAACCAAAAUCUAUUCCGCCAUAAGAGUGGGCGAAUGGAAGUGCGUGCAAAUAGAAAGAGAGUCGGUAAAUUCAGUUCUACUCGAUACAGAUCCGCAAGAUGUCCACGAGCGUUUGGUGGUCGCAGCCGAUGUCACGGAAAACCAGUCAGGUGAAACUAUAAUAGCACGUUCCACAACAUUAAUGCCAAAUAUACACGGUUUUGGUGCACUAAUGACCAUGAUGUUUUGUCCCACCAUGCAAAUAAAACGCAAUAAAGACCGCACCAAAUAUGUGGCAAUUUUAGCGGGUCUAGGCUAUGAUGAACACACCUACAAGCCGUUGUAUGCUGAACACGAUGUUGUUAUGAAUUUGGAUGUGGAGAUAGAAAAGGAAGAUUUUGAAAUGAUUAAUCAAUUGCGUUACUGCAUGGAUGCCAUGCUAUUUACGGAUCAUGGCGAUGAACGUCCCAAUAUAUUGCCGAGUCAAAUGGCUGAUUUACAAGCCAAAAUUAAAGAAAUUGUGAUCAGACUCUUGAGUAAAAAUCGGAAAUACAUAGAGACUCAUUGUGGCGAAAACGAUAAUGUUUGGCAAUACCAUGAGCCUAGCGAAAUUCUAGAAACUGUUUGCAUUUUGGGUGAACGCACCAUAUUUCCCAUGUUAUCGACAUUACGUUUGUACGAUGAGAAAUAUGAUCGUAUACAAGCUUUACUAAUGCAUUGUGGCGAAUUGCAUAAAUUAAGACAAUUUGACGGUUCCAUUCAGCCCGUAACCUGUUUAUUGUGUAAUCAACCUUUAGAAAAUGUUGCUCAAAUACGCAUACAUUUGAUCUCGCAAUUGCAUCGCGAUCGUGAACAGCAAAUACAUUUUAAACCGUCAAAAAAAUAAGGUAUUUCUUCAUAGUUUUAGCAUAGAAUGAUAAAAGUUUAUUUUAGUUUUUAACCAAUUAUUAACUUACUUUUAACUGAAUUUCAAUCAGUUUUGUUUUAUUUUAAUUUCCACUGAAAUGGAUUUGUUUUUUUUUAUGUUUUAUGGACUUAUAAAAUUUAAUUUAUAACCAAAAUAAAUGAAAAUUUUUCUUAAAAUAAAA